Hypanus sabinus (Atlantic stingray) is the source of this 4449-nucleotide messenger RNA. RefSeq names its product zinc finger protein 850-like. Gene Ontology annotation, molecular function: DNA-binding transcription repressor activity, RNA polymerase II-specific. Gene Ontology annotation, biological process: negative regulation of transcription by RNA polymerase II. NCBI's taxonomy places the organism in Eukaryota, Metazoa, Chordata, Chondrichthyes, Myliobatiformes, Dasyatidae. The record is from RefSeq and is a predicted model, not a curated record. Bases 244 to 2913 code for a protein of 889 amino acids. The transcript is spliced from 2 exons.
UGCGCAUGCACCCUCUCGGUGCCGCAGUGCAUCCUGGAUCAGGCCAUUCAAUCCCAUCCGCGGUGAGCGGCGGGUCCGUGUCCGGGUGGAGACGGUCGAGUGUCGAGACUGUCCCGGAGACGCGUCCCGCCGAGUCGCUGCAGCUCGGCCCCGUUCGAGCCCAGCUCCAGCCUCGAGGUCAGCUUCAUCACCGAUCCGAGUCACCGUCAAGCUUCUGGAGGCCGCGACCGCAGUGUGUUCGGGAUGGAGGUAACAAAUUCACAAACCCCGCCGUCACAAACUCCUGACUCCACAGACAUCAACCCCUAUCAGUGUCCACACUGCGGGAAACGCUUCAAACGGUCGUGUAACCUUAUUGAACACCAGCGGGUUCACACCGGGGAGAAGCCGUUCAACUGCCCGGACUGCGGGAAGGGAUUCACGCAGUUAUCCAACAUGCUCACACACCAGCGAGUUCACAGCGGGGAGAAGCCUUUCACCUGCUCCGAUUGCGGGAAGAGCUUCGCCUUCCACUCCAACUUCGUGGUGCACCUACGCUUCCACACUGGGGAGAAACCGUUCACCUGCUCUGAGUGCGGGAAGGGGUUCACACAGUCAUCGGAGCUGAUGAAGCACCAGCGAGUUCACACCGGGGAGAAGCCGUUCUCCUGCCCGGAGUGUGGGAAGGGGUUCACACAAUUAUCCAACAUGAUUACACACCAGCGGGUUCACACCGGGGAGAAGCCGUUCACCUGCCCGGACUGUGGGAAGGGGUUCACACAGUUAUCCAACAUGUAUUCACACCAGCGACUUCACAGCGGAGAGAAGCCGUUCAUCUGCCCGGACUGCGGAAAGGGGUUCACACGGUUAUCCAACAUGCUCACACACCAGCGAGUUCACAGCGGGGAGAGGCCUUUCAUCUGCCCUGAGUGUGGGAAGGGAUUCACUCAGUCAUCUCACCUGAUGACCCACCAGCGAAAGCACACCGGGGAGAAACCAUUCAGCUGCUCCGAGUGUGGUAAGGGAUUCAGCGAUUCCUGUUACCUGUUGAGCCAUCAGCUGAUCCACACCGGGGUGAAGCCGUUCACCUGCUCCGACUGUGGGAAGGGCUUCACCCUCUCGUGUGACCUGCUGAAACACCAGCGGAUCCACACCGAGGAGAGGCCGUUCACCUGCUCCGAGUGUGGGAAGGGAUUCACUCGUUCAUCUGAAGUUUUAAAGCACCAGCGGAUCCACACCGGGGAGAAACCGUUCAUCUGCGCCGAGUGUGGGAAGGGAUUCACUGAGCAAUCUUACCUACUGAUACACCAGCGUGUCCACAGCGAGGAGAAACUGUUUACCUGCUCGGAGUGUGGGAAGGGAUUCACUCAAAUAUUUUACCUGAAGAGACACCAGCGAGUUCACACGGGGGAGAGACCGUACGUCUGCUCGGAGUGUGGGAAGAGUUUCGCUCAGAUAAACAACCUGAAGUCCCACCAGCGAGUUCACACGGGGGAAAGGCCGUUCACCUGCUCUGAGUGUGGGAAGAGAUUUAUUCAGUCCUGUCACCUGACAACGCACCAGCGAACUCACACCGCAGAGAAACCGUUCAAAUGCUCCGAGUGUGGGAAGGCCUUCAACCAAACAUCUUCCCUGGUCGCACACCAGCGAAUUCACACGGGGGAGAAACCUUUCAAAUGCACUGUGUGUGGGAAGGGAUUCAGUCAAAGAUCGUACCUGGUAACGCACCAGCGAAUUCACACCGGGGAGAAACCAUUCAUCUGCUCCGACUGCGGGAAACAGUGCAAGCAAUCCAGCGAGUUGAUCGAGCACCAGCGGGUUCACACCGGGGAGAAGCCGUUCACCUGCCCCGACUGUGGGAAGUGCUUCGCCGCCCGCUCCAACCUCAUGGUCCACCUGCUGAUCCACACGGGGGAGAAACCGUUCAUCUGCUCUGAGUGCGGGAAGGGGUUCGCUCAACCAUCUUACCUGUCGACCCACCAACGAAUUCACAGGGGAGAAAAACCGUUCGUCUGCUCCCAGUGUGGUAAAGGGUUCACCUAUUCCUCCUGCCUGUUGAGACACCAGCUGAUCCACACCGGGGUGAAGCCGUUCACCUGCUCCGACUGUGGGAAGGGCUUCACCCUCUCGUGUGACCUGCUGAAACACCAGCGGAUCCACACCGAGGAGAGGCCGUUCACCUGCUCCGAGUGUGGGAAGGGCUUCACUCGUUCCUCCGAAGUCUUAAAGCACCAGCGGAUCCACACCGGGGAGAAACCGUUCAUCUGCGCCGAGUGUGGGAAGGGAUUCACUGAGCAAUCUUACCUACUGAUACACCAGCGUGUCCACAGCGAGGAGAAACCGUUCACCUGCUCGGAGUGUGGGAAGGGAUUCACUCAAUCCUGUCACCUACUGAACCAUCAGCGAGUUCACACGGGGGAGAAACCGUACGUCUGCUCGGAGUGCGGCAAGGCUUAUACUCAGAUCAACAACCUGCAGGCCCACCAGCGAGUUCACACCGGGGAGAGGCCGUUCGCCUGCUCUCAGUGCGGGAAGAGAUUCAUAAGGUCAAGUCACCUUUUGAUGCACCAGCGGAUUCACAGCGGGGAGAAGCCGUUUAUUUGCCCAGAGUGUGGGAAGGGGUUCGCAGUACCCUAUUACCUGUUGACGCACCAGCGAAUUCACACCGGGGAGAAGCCAUUCAAAUGCUCGGCGUGCGGGAAGGGAUUCAAUCAAAGAUCGUACCUGGUGGCGCACCAGCGAAUUCACACCGGGGAGAAACCGUUCAUCUGCUCCGAGUGCGGGAGGGGAUUCAAUCAGCGAUGCAGCCUGAAGAAACACAAGCAAGUUCACACGGGGGAGAAGCUGUUCACCUGCUCCGAGUGUGGGAAGAGGUUCAUUCGGCCAUCCAACCUGGUGAAACACCAGCGAGUUCACAGUAGGGACAAGGAUUGAAAAUGCUGUGUGUGGGAUAUAUAUCCAGAUGCAGAGACCCUCUCGGGGUGAUGGAAUCUGUAUAAUCGUCACUUUUCUCAUAGUUUAACUUUCUUAUGCUUCUCUGUAUUUUUCAUAUAUUUAUCUCUACACAUGUGAUUGUUCUGGCUGCAGUUGCCUCCGUAUUGUAUUGUGGAGACUUCUAACAUCCAUUGGUUCAGCAGAGUCCAGCAGAGUCGGCACUGGGUCGGGGAUGAGCAGCACGUUAACCACAACUUGGCUGCUGGUACCACAGUGCCGGAGCCACUGCCGGAGCCGGAAGUCUGGAAGAUGGCAGAAGGAAGGUCAGCUGAUCUCUCCACUGAUUCUCAGUAAGCUUUUGGAAUUGUUCGCGAUUUGGAGGCAAAGGGGAUUUCUUACCCCAGUACUGGAUCUCGGGAGUGUUAUCGAAUUGCUGUGGAGGAGACUGCAUCAUGACUACGAGGGAAAACCGUGGCCGUGCAUUAGUGGAUGAACUGACAAAAAGGCAGCUUGGGAUGGGUCAAAGAAGUUUUUUUUUAAAAAAACACCUCAAAAAGUUAAAAGAAGUGCAGGGAGCAGCUGGGGUGAACCCGAGAAAUGAAAUUCAGGAAACAAAUUCAGUUCACAAGCAGGGUAUUUCAGAGAUGCAAUGUACUGACAAAGAAAGGUUGUCUGGGAUGGAGGAUGCUGGGAGAUCACUGAGCGAUGAAGCAUGGGGUCGUGGACCAUUCCCACGAGGAAAGCCACAGCCAGACACAGCAACAACUAACCGAGGACUGUGUUUAGAGAUGGAGAUUGCCUCCUCACACUGACUCUGACCAAGGAACACAUUUCACUGGGAAUGUUUGCUGGGAAUUUUGACAACUGAUGAACAUUGAACGGUCUUUCCAUUGUCCACAGCACCCAGAGUCAUCAGGACAGUCGAAUGAAUGAUGGAAUCACCAACAACGACUGAGUGAGUAUCAUGAGGAAGGUUGAACCAAUGGCCUACGGCUCUUCCUGUCGUUCUGUGUGACAUCAGAGCAACCCCAAACGAGAUAAAGUCCAUUGGAGGUGGUAACAGGGUGACCCACGUCACCGCCGGGAGCUCUCCACCUCAGAGAGGCUGAUAAACAUGUUAUGGCAGAGAGUUUAAUUAACUAUUUCGUGAAGUUAACCCAAGAUGUGCCGUCCGCUUCCCAACAGGUUUCUGCUGCUCGGAGUGAUCAAACACCCGGAUUCCUGCUGAGAUUCCCGUACGGAACCACUGGGAGCUCAAUGAGAGGGUCCUUAACGAACGUUGUUAAUUACUAAUUCGGAUGUGAAAGGAGGUGAAAGUGAACAGACGCGAACAUGAGGAAAUCUGCAGAUGCUGGAAAUUCAAGCAAAACACACACAGAAUCUGAAUACAGGCGAGUCACUGCGAGUAAGCCGAAGUGGUUGCUGACAAAGACAAGUGCUGUGGUUAACGUGCUGCUAAUCCCCGACCCAGUGCCUACUCUGCUGGACGACAUGAACGGUGUCGAUAACUACAGCUUAUUAAAGUGUUUAUUCUAA